Molecule: messenger RNA, 1821 nt
Organism: Mixia osmundae IAM 14324
Lineage: Eukaryota; Fungi; Basidiomycota; Mixiomycetes; Mixiales; Mixiaceae
Exons: 11
Coding region: 1-1821 (606 amino acids)
Biological process (GO): protein sumoylation
Cellular component (GO): SUMO activating enzyme complex; cytoplasm
Molecular function (GO): SUMO activating enzyme activity
Source: RefSeq, a predicted model, not a curated record
AUGUCAUCCGACAAGGCUCGCUACAGGGCUGCAGAGCUGAUCCUCGGCAAUGAACUCUUCGGACGCGUGCAGUCCUGCAAGGUCCUCAUGGUCGGCGCAGGCGGAAUCGGCUGCGAGCUCCUCAAGAACCUCGUCACUAGCGGCUUCGCUGACAUCACAAUCAUUGACUUGGACACGAUAGAUCUGUCCAAUCUGAACCGGCAGUUCCUCUUUCAGAAGCAGCACGUCAAGCGCAGUAAAGCAUACGUUGCCAAAGAAUCAGCCUCCAAAUUCAAUCCCCAUGUCAGGAUAGAGGCCCUUCACGGCAACAUCAAGGAGCCCCAGUUUGACACUGCCUACUUUGCCCAAUUUGAUCUCGUCCUCAACGCCCUCGACAAUCUUGACGCGCGGCGGCAUGUCAACAAGAUGUGCCUCAUCGCUAAAGUGCCCUUGAUUGAGUCGGGCACGUCAGGCUACAUGGGCCAAGUGCAGCCUAUUUAUCAGGGUCGAACGGAAUGCUAUGACUGUCAGACUAAGCCGACACCCAAGACAUUCCCGGUUUGCACCAUCAGAAGCACGCCGAGCACGCCGAUACACUGCAUCGUCUGGGCAAAGAGCUAUCUCUUCCCGCGGCUCUUUGGUUCCGAUGACGAGCAAGAGGGCGCAGAGCUCGACAAAGCUGCAGCACGCGGCGAGAAUGCUGGGGAGAUAGACAACCUGCGCAAGGAAGCGGCAGAGAUCAAAGCCAUUCGCAAGACCGUCCACACUUCAGGCGGCGCGCAGCGGGUCUUCGAGAAGGUCUACAGCGCAGACAUCAACAGGUUGCUUAGCAUGGAGGACAUGUGGCGCGCGCGACAGAAGCCGACGCCUCUCUCGUGGACGGAUCUGACAUCGGCGACAGAAGCAAGCACGAGCCGUAUCGCCAGUGGAGGACUCAGAGACCAGCAUGUGCCCUCGCUGAACGAGUCAUUCCAGCUCUUCGUCUCCAGUAUGGACAAGCUCUCUGCGCGCGUGCGAGAUGAUCCGGACACACCGCUCGAGUGGGACAAGGACGACGAAGACGCGCUGAAAUUUUCCACGGCGGCAGCCAACCUACGAGCCACGGCAUUUGGUAUCCCCGUCAAAUCUCAAUUUGAUGUCAAACAGAUGGCCGGCAACAUCAUCCCUGCCAUUGCGACGACCAAUGCCAUCGUGGCUGGUCUCAUUGUUUUGCAAGCUCUGCAUGCGCUUCGCAAAGAAUGGAGUCAGGGCCGCUUCGUUUGGGUAGCCAAAGAUGCACGCAAGGCCACCAGUAUCACUCAGCUGAGCGCGCCGAGUCCGACAUGUGCGAGCUGUCAAAUGUCUUAUGUUCCAUUGCGAGUCAAUCUCGGCGAAGUCACCUUGUCAGAGCUCGUCAAGAUCGCCCAGGAGAAGCUCGGCUACGGUGAAGAGGUCGUCAUUGUCGAAGAGAGCAGACUAUUGUACGACCCCGACUUUGACGAUAAUCUCGAUCGCACACUUGCAUCACUAGACAUCAAGGCUGGCAGCUUGGUCAUGGUCAGCGACGAAGAUGGCCUAUUGUCCGAUGCUACUUUUGUCAUCUCUGAUCUGCCGAACGGCACAUUUGAGUUACCGAAGGUCCCGCCAUCAAUUCCCAAGAAGCCAGUCAAGGAGGAAGCUACAGACGCAGAAGCAAGUUCGUCGCAGACUAGAACAUCGACGAAGCGAACAAUAGAUGAAGUCGACGCUGAGGGAUCUCAGAGCAAGCGAGCGCGAGUAGACGCUUCGGGCGCGAUCCUGAUUGACGAUGAUGAAGAGCAAGACAAAACGGCGGCUACCGACGGCGUCAUAGAUCUUGACUAG